AUGAAAGAUUUGGGAACUCUCCGAUAUUUUCUUGAACUUGAAAUUGCAAGAAAUGACACAGGAAUCACUUUAUGUCAAAGAAAAUAUGCUUUGGAUCUGUUAACUGAAACUGGGUACCUUGGUUGUAAGCCCUCAUCUACUCCCAUGGAACCCAAUCUUAAGAUAUCCAAAGAUGAUGGAGAACCUCUGUGUGAUAUCACAAGUUAUCGGCGACUGAUUGAAAAAUUGUUGUACUUGACAGUCACUCGUCCUUAUAUAUGUUAUUCUGUCAAUAGACUGAGUCAAUUCUUAGCUGCUCCGAGGACCAGUCACCUUCAAGCUGCUUUGCGGAUUCUUCAGUACAUCAAGAGAACACCUGGACAGGGUCUCUUCUUUCCUUCAUCAUCUACCAUUCAAAUUAAGGCUUUUUCUGAUGCUGAUUGGGGCACAUGUCCUGACACUAGAAGAUCUCUGACUGAUCCAAACAUCAAUUACGAAUUCUGCGUCGCGUCCCUCGAAUCGGACUCGAGUAGCCACAGCGCCAAAAAUCUCCAGCAACUCGGCCAAAUCGCCAUUGAAUUAGAUCAACGUAACGUGACGAGCACGACGUCGUAUACCAAAAGGCUACUGAAGAGCAAAAAGAACAACUUGGAUCCUUUCGUGAAGGCAGCCCUGCAAGAUUGUCUUGAACUUUAUUCCGACGCAAUCCCUACCCUGAAAGAAGCCAUUGAAGAUUACAGAAACGGACACUACGACGACGCGAACGUUAAACUGAGUUCAGUGCUGGACGCCUCGACGACUUGCGAAGAUGGUUUCAAAGAAAAAAAAGGUGUCGUCUCGCCGCUCACAGGAAGAAACGACGAUGUGUUUCAGCUGUCUGCUAUAUCUCUUUCGAUUAUAAAUAUGCUUAAAAAAUAAUCUUAUCGGUCAUGGCUGUGGAGAUUUUAGUUGAAGGUUUUUUCUUUAUCAAAAUGGUGGGAAGAGUAUUUCUCUUUGUUUCUAUAGAGUUUUAAGUAAGAAUAACUAUUAGUUCGAAAUCAAAUAAGAUUGAAUUCACUAAC
Molecule: messenger RNA, 1040 nt
Organism: Carica papaya (papaya)
Lineage: Eukaryota; Viridiplantae; Streptophyta; Magnoliopsida; Brassicales; Caricaceae
Product: putative invertase inhibitor
Molecular function (GO): enzyme inhibitor activity
Source: RefSeq, a predicted model, not a curated record